Daldinia loculata is the source of this 1530-nucleotide messenger RNA. RefSeq names its product amidase. Lineage: Eukaryota; Fungi; Ascomycota; Sordariomycetes; Xylariales; Hypoxylaceae. Bases 1 to 1530 code for a protein of 509 amino acids. The transcript has 5 exons. The record is from RefSeq and is a predicted model, not a curated record.
AUGUCUGUGGGUGCUAUCACAACUGCUGGUGGUGCGAGCUGGCGGGAUGUCGCAGCUGAUCGGCAACGGCAUCGAGACGCUACCAUCGCAGAGCUUCGCCCUCCGCUGCCCGUAUUACUAGCUAAUGAUAUACCACUCAACACCACGAGCAUCCCAGAUGGAAUAUUGACCGACGAAGAGCGCGCCAUCACGGGCGCCAACGUCGAGGACCUCCUCGUGAAGCUAGCAGCGGGGGAAUGGAGCUCUACCGCCGUCGUCCAGGCCUUUAUGCGCCGCGCCGGUCUAGCCCAAAAACUGGUAAAUUGCGUGACCGAGCUGCUCCCGGACCGGGCCCUCAGACGGGCAGCCGAGCUCGACGAGUAUCUGGCCACCCAUAAGAAGCCCAUUGGUCCGCUCCACGGCCUGCCGAUCAGCGUCAAAGAACAUAUCGGCAUGAAGGGUCUUGACUUGAAUAGCGCAUUCAUUGGUAGCGUUAGCAACAUAGCCGAAAAAGACUCAGUGUUGCUAGAGCCGCUUUGGAAUGCUGGCGCAGUCUUUUAUGUAAGAACAACUGAACCGCAGACUAUGAUGCAUCUUGAAACUUGCAGUAAUUUACAUGGAGGUUCUAUUCGCUCGCCCGCAGCCGCAGUCGGCAUAUUUGGCUUCAAACCAACUUCCGGCCGCAUUGCCACGAAAGGGUGUCUGGACGGCCUGAAAAUCUUCGUCAAGAUCGUCGUAAAUGGCAAGACGUGGCUCAAAGUUCCAAGUGUGGUGCCAAUGGAGUGGAGGGACAUUUCGUCCUACUUUCCCGACAGAAAACUUAAAGUUGGCGUUCUCUGGGACGAUGGCGUCGUCAAGCCGCAUCCACCUAUAAAUAGAGCCAUGACAGAUCUCGUUGAGAAGUUGAAAAAUAAUGGGAAUGUCGAACUUGUAGACUGGAAGCCCUGGAAACAUGAUCUAGCGUGGGAGAUCAUUGCGUCUCUAUACUUUGCCGAUGGCGGUAAAGAAGAAAUAAGCUAUGUCGAAUCUUCAGGAGAACCUUUCCACCCUUUAUCUAAAUGGAUCAUUCAAGACAACCCGCAUGUGAAAGAGCACGCCGUCCGAUCUCUGUGGGACAGGGUCAUCCAGAGGGAUGGGUACCGGGCAGAUUACGUCGCGUUAUGGAACGAGACCGCCAAGGCGACUUCGGAUGGUAAGAUGGUCGACGUCAUCCUGUGCCCCGCGGCUCCAGGCGUAGCUGCGAAGCUGAAUACGUCGAAGUACUGGGGCUACACCUCCCAGUGGAACUUGCUUGACUAUCCGGCCGUCGUGUUCCCAGUUCAAGACCAAGUUAGUGUAGAGAAAGAUGCCCCCUACGCUUAUCCGGGAGACUAUAAACCAAAGAGCGCGAGCGAUGCGUAUAAUUGGAAUCUUUGGAGGGAACACGGGUCUGAAGGUUACCGGGACGCCCCGAUUUGUCUUCAACUGGCGGGCAGGAGAUUCAAUGACGAGAGCUUAUUAGAGGCACUAGAGAUUAUCCUUCAAGAAGCUGGGUUGCCAACUACAUGUUGA